Molecule: messenger RNA, 4190 nt
Organism: Dissoconium aciculare CBS 342.82
Lineage: Eukaryota; Fungi; Ascomycota; Dothideomycetes; Mycosphaerellales; Dissoconiaceae
Exons: 1
Coding region: 68-3868 (1266 amino acids)
Biological process (GO): siRNA processing
Cellular component (GO): nuclear RNA-directed RNA polymerase complex
Molecular function (GO): RNA-directed RNA polymerase activity
Source: RefSeq, a predicted model, not a curated record
AUCUGUUCAGCCAUCGAGACAUUCGUGAUUGUGACUCUCAAUUUUGAUACCCCAAUGCCGAUUUUAUAUGGCGCUGGCGCGGAACAAGCGUCGCGCGUCAGAAAUGGUCGGCCCCGCGCUUCCGCCGGAAACUAACAAGAAAGGUCGUCGCGUGUUCGGUGCAUGUGGAACAGAUUGGGAAGAGUUCUGUGCUCAGGCGGCCAUUCCCUCUGGACCACCUGGGCCAACGUCGCCUGAUCAGACAAGAUCUCAACUUGAUUGGAUCAAGCUCUUUCACCAACAGAUCUUCUUCCUUGGAACUGAUUCUGAUCUGGAAGCCGCAAAAUCCGAGGUCUUCCGAUCUCUGGCCCAACACAAGUCGACAGACGCUCGGCAAGCUUACAUUCGAGAUGCAUUCAGGGAAGCUGCCGAAAGGCUGCGGUGCAAUCGCGACAAGGCAGGAAUCACUAAAGCGUCGUCAUUCGUGCAAAGUCCGCAGUCCAAGGUCGACAAGACUCAAUCUCCGUCGAAACCCCUGAGACAGACACAAUUAAACUUUGGUAUCCUCAAGCCUCGAAAGGAUCAGGCCAAACAUGAUGCUGGAGUACUUACAAAUGCAAUAUCUCCUUCGAAGGAGACCUCCUUUGCCACGACUGUGAACACUUCGUUUUGGUCAAACGCACCCAGUAGCUCUGCAGAAUCAGGGACCACCUUGGUCAAUAGCAGCGACGACGAUGACGCAUUCGAGCCUAUCCCGAGUCUAUCCGAGGUCUCCAGGGUUGCAUCAAGCUCUGCGAGAAUGCGAGCCAGAUUGCGAAAUUUGCCGGAUAUCACUGUUCCAUCAGAUCAUGACAAACCUUCUUCGCACACACUUGAUCUUUUCAUAUCUUCGCUCGAUUCGGACGACUUUCUCAUGCUCGAUCACCUAGCGAGUACAGCAGACGGUCAGAAACAGCGCCACACUGGAUUCGUACGACUCGAACUUCCAUUGAUAUCCGAGUAUUCAAGAUUGCCGUUCACUGUAAGGUGGGAAAUGCAGCGCGUGCUACAGAUCAAAUCAGCGACGGGGAAACCCGCAAUCACAGUACAUGAUCUCCAGCGUGAGUGGAAGCGACCCCGUACUCUGGAGACUCUUCGCGAGUUUGCCGAUGACCGGAAGCUUCCCUUCGAGCCUGGAUUUUCUGAUGAGCAGCCAGGCAAAUCUGAGCAAAUAACCCUCAAUGCUAAGCUUGAGCCAAUACCAAGCGCUUCUGGUCCACUGUUUCAGAUGGUGCUGCAGCCACCUAUGCUUGAGAGAAGCUGUGACCUGCAAAGAAGGUUUGGUUGGGACAGUGUUUUAUAUGUGGACAUUCCUUCGUUGCACAACCCGGUCGGCCAUCACAAAGGCAGGCGGUUGGUAGAGCAGUUUUGUGCCACGUUCCGUGCUCCCUGGGAUCUCAUGAGCCGGAAAUGGCAGUUGCUGAGCAUUCAAGCCGUCAAGAAAAAAUUGGCCGCAGGUUCUUUCACUCAUCGACUAGUGCUCGUUGCUAUCGACAAUCACUCAGUGACGGAAAUUUUUCAGUCGUUGCUCGAAUACAACUCAAAUUGUCACCAGCCAGCCGCGAAGCUUUACUCACGAAUUGACCUUGCGGCUUCGCGAACAACCCCGAUCAUCAGACUUGAGCCAGGAGACAUUGCCUAUGAUGUACCCGACAAGGUGGCAACCGAAGAUCCUGAAGACACCAGACAUCAAGACCCGAAGCUUCGAGAUGUGUUUUGUGGAAAAUUUGAUCCGAAGAUGGUCAUGGACGAUGGAUGCUGUGUCAUGUCAGCUUGGCUCGCGGCAAAAGUAGCUGAUGUUGCAGGCUGUAACCUCGACAGGCGCGGGUUUCAAGCCCGUAUCGCCGGAGCGAAAGGGGUGUGGAUACCAAGCAGUGACCCUUUCCAAGCUGACCUUUCCAAGAAACCGUUGGGUCCUCAUCUUCACAUCAACAAGAGCCAGAUCAAAGUUCGUCUACCUUCCCUUUUCACAUGCGAUCCUGCCUAUUUGUACUUCAAUUUGGUCAGGCCAAACGCUUCCGCACGACGCUCUAUCCUGCAUUUCGGAUACCUGCCCAUCCUUCUCGAUCGCGGCGUAGAAAGGCAGACGAUCAUCGAAGUUGUAACAGUGCAAGAACAGGCAAAAGUGGAUCGCAUACUUCAGGCAGUGAAGGACGGUCCGGAAGCUGUACGUGCCUGGUUGGGCUCAAAGAAUGAUGUUUUUGAAGCUCGGAAUCGAGAGCAGGGCAUCGGACACGUGGCUGGGUUUCCCUUGCGCAAGGAAGAGCGCGUUGUUCAGAUGCUCGAGGCCGGUUUUGAGCCAGCGGAAAACAUAUUUCUCGCUCAGGAUUUGCAAGAGACCAUUGGAGAGAUCAUGGACAUUGAAAAGAAAAGCCUCAAAAUCUCGCUUGGCCGGUCAACUACAUUGCUAGGAGUACCGGACCCGAGGGGCUGUCUCCUUCCAGGAGAGGUGCACAUUGUCUUCGCCGAACGGUUUGUUGACGACGUCAGUGGCGAGUCUUAUCAGGUGCUUCACGGUCGAGACAUUCUCAUCGCACGAAGCCCAAGUCUGGGAAAUUGGGAUAUCCAGCGAGUGAGGAGUGUCUUCAAACCUGAGCUCGCUCAUUUGACUGAUACUGUUGUAUUUUCGACGCGGGGCGCUGUGCCACUCGCGAGUAAAUUGAGUGGUGGAGAUUACGAUGGAGACACAUUCUGGAUCUGUUUCGAACCGAAACUUGUCAAUCCUUUCAAGAACGCCCCGGUCCCAUAUCCGAUCCCAGGAUACGAAGAGCUAGGAAUCACGAAGAAGAAGGAAUUGCUAUCAGACUACGUCUCUGAUCCGACGUCCGACGCUCAAUGGUGCAACUGGGCUCUGCAGAUGGCAUCGGCGCGCUUGGAGACCAACCUGCUGGGAGUGGUGACACUACUUCACGAGAAUUUGAUCUACGACCAAGGAAACAUUGAUUCCGACCAAGCUCGAAACCUCGUCUUUCUACACGACUAUCUCGUCGACGCAGACAAGCAAGGUUACGAGUACUCCAACGACGCUUUCAAGAAAUGGAAGUUAAAGACAGGAAUUCCUAUGGAUCUUCCUGACCCAGAAUACAGAAAAUUUAAGAAUGAGGAUAGAACUGACUACCCCAUUAAGGCUCCUGCAAAAGGUAACAUCAUCGACGCAAUUAUUUUUGAGGUUAUUGGACCGAUGCACAAGAGAUGUGUGACAACAGUGCAAGAGCUCCUGGGCAAAGCGGAGAGCCACGACGUUCACCUUGGAACUUUCCAUGACCAAAUGGCCGGACAGACGGUUGAUUACGCCGGAAACGUCGACUACAGUAUACAAGAGGAGAUCAAACACAUCAAGAAUUCUCUGAAAAGUGUGCGAGACGCCUAUCAAACUGCUUUGGCGGGCAAGUCAGCCCAUGCCGACUUCGUCGAGGGUGUCAAACACCUUCGCUCGCUCUAUGAUGCGAUACAACCCCUUCAGCCCGAUCACCCUGUCGCCCGGGAGUGGCUUCGUCGUCAGGGAACCGCCCUUAGCAUUUGGGACAAAUUGAAGGCAUCGACACUGGCCAAAUUUCACCACGACACCACAAAGCCGGGCAAACUGCUUUACAGCGUCGCAGGGCGUGAGUUGUGCGAGCUGAAGGCCUAUCAGAAAGCUCAAGCAAGCAUCGAUCUUGGGAUGAACGGAGCCGAUGUCCCGCGAGUCGUUAACGCAAGACAAUGGUCGCUGAUGAAGCCUCGGAAGACCAAAACGCCCCUUGCGACGAAUUUGAGUUGCUUGAAGGAUCGCAGUGCCGAUACUUGGGAUGAUGAUAUCCUGCUGAACGAUAUCGAUGGUUUCGAUGACGACGAUUACGAUGAGAUAUGAUUCAUGAACAUUGUAGUGCAGAGAUGCGAGACAGGAAAUACCUGUACGGCGCGGUCAAUCCACCCUAUACGAUUGACAGAGAUAUACUACGAACUGCGGCGAAGAUCCGCAUAUGGCGGAGAACUGUAACAUAUAAUCAUUGGUGUGACAGUACGACGCGAUAGCCAGACUAAUAAACACGUGGAUAUAUUUUGCAUCGAAUGCCAACACCGUCGGACAAUUGGUCGUCGUCUGGGGUCAUGCAUGCUUUCGGGGGUGAGAGCAAACUCAUAGAAGUGAUGUACUGUGAAGGACAGACUAGGCAUCCAUCCUAAAUAUCAUC